Molecule: messenger RNA, 1665 nt
Organism: Symbiodinium natans
Lineage: Eukaryota; Dinophyceae; Suessiales; Symbiodiniaceae
Source: the annotation of a GenBank genome assembly
AUGCUUGUUGAGAUCUCUUGGCACUCAGCGGGCUCACGCUUCGCACCACAAAUCCCGCAAUACUGCCUUCUAGAAGCCUCUGCGCUAAUGGAAGAAGACAUGGAAGAUAUGGAAGAAUACAUCGAAGAUCGAUCAAGUUGGUCAGCUGGCUUAUUCGAGAUGAUCUACGAUGGCCUGCUGCUGAUUGUGGUGACCCUCCACGUCAUUUCGACUCCUUACACCAAGGUUGAGGAAAGCUUCAAUCUCCAGGCCUGCCACGACAUACUCAAGCAUGGCAAAGACCAUGGGCAGUAUGACCACCUGCAGUUUCCAGGGGCGGUGCCCCGUACAUUCCUGGGUUCACUCAUGGUCUCGGGGCUUGCUUACCCCUGGCAACUCAUGGGCUUACAGGGCCCCUCGCUGUUGCGCUGGGUGCGCUUCAUGCUGGGCCUCGUGUCGGUCGUCAUGCACGCAAACCUGCGACUCGCGGUGGAGGCCGAGUUCGGCUUCGUGGCCUCACGUCUCAUGGCGCUGCUGACGAUGACGCAGUUCCACCUUCCCUUCUACAUGAGCCGGACGCUCCCAAAUGUCUUUGCUCUGCAGCUGGCAACCAUGGCCCAGUCAGAGCUGGUGUUUGGCAGUGGCUACACGUGCUUGGCGCUCUUGGGCCUUGCAGCCGCCAUCUUCCGCUGCGACCUGCUGGUCUUGAUCGCACCAGUCGGCCUCGUGUUGCUGUGGCAGCGCCGGGUGAACUUCCUCAAGGCCGCAGCUGCCACUGCCCUGGCCGCCUUCUUGGGUGCUUCGCUUUCGGUGGCUGUUGACUCUGUGCUCUGGCAGCGACGGCUUUGGCCCGAGUUCGAGGUCCUGUGGUUCAACACUGCGGAAAACAAGUCCAGUGAGUGGGGAACUCUUCCACCGCUCUGGUACUUCUACUCCGCUCUGCCCAAAGCGCUUUUGGGCGCGUUACCUCUCGCCCUACUGGCGGCGACCAUCGAGCCACGGGCGCGGCCGCUCGUUCUGAUCCCUCUGGCCUUCGUAGCCCUGUACUCCUUCUUGCCGCAUAAGGAGCUUCGAUUCAUCCUCCCGGUCCUUCCACUCCUGAACGCGGCCGCCGGCGUUGCAGGUGCGCGCGCCCUGCGAUGGAAGGGGCGGUGGAGACGGCUGGCUACCGUGGGCCUCUUUCUCCUGGGCCUUGGGUCUAUGUUCGUCACUUGCAUCAUGACGUUCGCCUCAUUUUUCAACUACCCGGGUGGACUGGCUCUCGCCGGUCUGCACGCGACCGAGUGCAACUCGUCCCAACCGCUGGCCGUGCACAUUGGCAACAUGGCAGCUAUUUCUGGCGUGUCUCGAUUUCUUCAGGAGCGUUCAGACUGGCAGUACUCCAAAGAAGAGAAUCUGAGUCCCCACGCCUUGUCGGCAAAAGGAUUUGACCGACUGCUCUCCGAGUUUCCCGAAGUGCCCGGCUACCACUGCACCGCUAUCGUGUACGGCUUCAGCGCCAUGAAACUCGAGCCAAGGUGGCCUGGACUGAACAUGCUCCUAUCCCCCCAGGUCUACAUCCUGGCUAGGGCGCAAGAUGGCACCACCGACGCCUGCAACGUAUCUACGCACCCGAAGUGGAGCGCUGCGAGCCGUCCAGAGUUCCAGGCCCUUAGCCCUCUUAACCCUCCCUGCCGCCCAAAGUGA